AUAAUAGAAACCGCAUAAACAGUUAAUCCACAGGGUAUAAUCGUGUUGUUUUUGGUAACUUUACAGGGCUUAGUUACUAAAUUCGUAAAUGAAACAAUCGUGUAAAUAGUUCUGCUUCAGAACGAAUUAAAAUGCAAAAACAUUCCGCGCUAAAGGUGCUACCCAGCGCUUGUGCGGCACUUCGAUAGUAUGCGUGUGCACGUGCUGCGGUUCAUCAACACAAACAAAAAGCAAUCGCGAUUGUAAAUUACACAAUCCACCCCGCCGAGAAAGGUAAUGGUUCCAGCGUAGUCUAGAUCCACUUCAUUCACCGCACACGCUUUCGCCUGGAACGCACACGGCACGCGCUCGGUACAAUUUGCAAAUCAUUCCUCGUGUGACGCUUUCGUCCAGCUUCCUUAGCAAUGUCGUCGAUCAAGCUGCAUAGCAGUAUAUUCCAUCCAACGCUACGAAAACUGCAGUGCCAGGAUGUGGCGAUUGAAGCGCACAAUCUGAUGUAUCCCGUGUUUUUAGUUGACGACGAUGAAGCUGUUCAGCACAUUCCAAGCAUGCCGGGAGUUUCCCGUUACGGUAUCACCACCCUGCUUGCUCACCUACAACCAUUGGUGACGAAAGGGCUCCAAUCGAUUCUACUGUUCGGUGUGGUCGACAAUCUGCCUAAGGACUCCAUCGGUUCGGGAGCCGAUUGCGCCACAAAUCCGGUGAUACGCGCACUGCCCCGACUACGUGCCGCCUUCCCCGAUCUGUUGAUUGCGUGCGACGUGUGCCUAUGCCCGUACACCGACCACGGUCACUGUGGUGUAUUGACACCGGACGGUGUUAUCGACAAUGAGCCCAGCAUAAAGCGCAUCGCUGAAAUUGCCCUGGCGUAUGCAAAGGCAGGUGCCCACAUUGUUGCACCGUCCGACAUGAUGGACAAUCGCAUUUACGCGAUAAAGCAAAUGUUACGCGCCAACAACCUAGAUAACCGGUGUUCGGUGCUGUCGUACUCGGUCAAGUUUGCGUCCGGCUUCUAUGGACCGUUCCGUGAUGCGGCCAAAUCAGCCCCUGCAUUCGGCGAUCGGAAAUGCUACCAAUUGCCACCGGGAUCGAAAGGCAUUGCCAAACGGGCGGCGAAACGUGACGUCGAGGAAGGUGCCGACAUGCUCAUGGUAAAGCCCGGUAUGGCUUAUUUAGAUAUUGUGAAGCAAGUAAAGGACGAAUAUCCCGAACUGCCGCUGUUUAUCUACCAGGUAUCGGGAGAGUAUUCGAUGCUGCUAAAUGUGGGAGAAAUUGGUGCCUUUGAUUUGAAGACUGUUCUGUGGGAAGUGCUGGUAGGUAUGCGCCGUGCCGGUGCCGACUGUAUCAUAUCCUACUUUACACCACUCGUGCUCGAUUGGUUGAAGAAAUAAUUUAUCUCGUUUUGUUAGAAAUGGUUAGGUGUUGGGACAAAGCUCUAUUUUACAUUAAUUACAUUGGAAAUGAAUCUACUGGAAUCGAAACAAAUGCGAUUUAUUUUAUCAAUUUCACGAGUGAUAUAUCAUAAUGAAUGCGACAACCCAUACUCGGGAUGACACCCACUUGGCAGAAAUCGCAUGAGAGGGGGGAAAUUUCUUCAUUCUCGCUACCCCUGACCCUCACUUUCGAGCGAUCGUACGACAAACUCUCACUCCACCACCCUACCUCACUCACACACGCUCCUAUAUUCUAUGUAAACCCUCACCGCAACCUGCGUCACCAACCCACCCCACACCUGAACGGUCCCAUACUCGAAGUGUUAGACAAUUUUGGUUCCACACUUUGAAGCCUGUCGAGGAGUGUGGCACUAUAUUUUUUUUCGCUGUCUCCUUUCUUUCACUGCAAAAUUGCUUUUGCCCUGUCUUUGGCGUAUUCAUAUGACUUUGGCCUUUGCUGGAGGCGGAGGUGUGUGCGCAAGCGUUAUCGUGUUUUGUGAAGUGAUUCUUUGCUCCGUGAAUCCCAUCGAGUCGAUCAGCUGAUGGAAAGAGUUUGGCCGUGAAGCGGAAAGGGUGAAACCGGAGUUAAACCGCAGGAUGGCAGGACAAAUCACAUCGAGAGAGAGUGCUGAAUACUCGCCGUCUUGAGAGAAACCUCUGCCGAACAUAGGAACCCCAUCCCACCGUCCGCUUCGCAGAACGCCGGCAGUUUUUUUUACCUGUUCGUCCAGCGACCGCUUGCGCAUGAUGAGCGUAGGUGCAAUAAAAAAAGGGAUCGUA
This is a messenger RNA of Anopheles funestus (African malaria mosquito), 2213 nucleotides long. RefSeq names its product delta-aminolevulinic acid dehydratase. The transcript is spliced from 7 exons. Gene Ontology annotation, molecular function: porphobilinogen synthase activity; zinc ion binding. Gene Ontology annotation, biological process: heme biosynthetic process. NCBI's taxonomy places the organism in Eukaryota, Metazoa, Arthropoda, Insecta, Diptera, Culicidae. The coding region runs from base 405 to 1391 and encodes 328 amino acids. Gene Ontology annotation, cellular component: cytosol. The record is from RefSeq and is a predicted model, not a curated record.